This is a messenger RNA of Tilletiopsis washingtonensis, 3053 nucleotides long. RefSeq lists its product as hypothetical. The transcript is spliced from 3 exons. Gene Ontology annotation, molecular function: allantoinase activity. The record is from RefSeq and is a predicted model, not a curated record. Gene Ontology annotation, biological process: purine nucleobase catabolic process. Bases 119 to 2830 code for a protein of 903 amino acids. Gene Ontology annotation, cellular component: cytoplasm. Lineage: Eukaryota; Fungi; Basidiomycota; Exobasidiomycetes; Entylomatales.
CAUCCUUCCUGCCGCGAGCCACAGGCUGCUCUGUACCCAGCCCAAGAUGAUCGGCCUCGAGGAGAAGCCGCUGGCACAGCGGUACAUCGAUGUCCGCCGCAGCCGCAGCAGCGCAAGCAUGGCGCGCCUGCUCGCGUGCCUGCUGCUCCUUGCCGGCGCCGGCGUGUACUGGCAGCUGCUGCCCGUGUGGCCCUCGCCGCGCCCCGAGCCGCCGGCGCCGCAUCCGCCAGCGCCGCCGGCGCACGACGUCGCUGCUCGCUGUGCGGCGCUGCACAUGCCUUCUGGGCCGCCGCAGCACUUCGCACAGCGCCGCCGCUCCGACCGUGCCAAGCCGGCCGACGAGGCGCCGCGGCUCGUCGUGCGCAACGCGACCGUCUUCACGGGCCACAACGAGGAGGUGCGGCACGGCGCCGACGUCUGGCUCGAGCACGGCCUCAUCGCCGACGUGACGGAGAGCAGCGCACGCCGCAGCAGCGACGGCUGGGACGUCAUCGAGGCGCACGGCCGCUGGCUCACGCCUGGCAUCGUCGACAUCCACGUGCAUGCCGGCGUGUACUCGCUGCCCAGCCUCGCGGCGACGAUGGACCACAACAGCGCCGCGUCGACGCUGACGCCGUCGCUGCGCUCGCUUGACGGCCUCAACCCGCAUGACGUCUCCUUCGAGCGCAUCGCCAGCGGCGGCACCACGACGGGCCUUGUGCUGCCCGGCUCGGCGAACAACGUCGGCGGCCAGGCGUUCCCAAUCAAGCUUGGCAAGCAGACACGCAGCGACGCACGCCUUGGCGGCUGGAAACGCGUCAUUGACCCGCCGGCGUCGCUGGCGCUGCCGCAUGAGGAGCAGCGCAAGGGCAACGACGACGGUAUGCAGCGGGCCGCCGGCCAGAGCGCCUUCCGCUACAUGAAGAUGGCGUGCGGCGAGAAUGCUCGGCGUCGCUACGACAUGACUCGCAUGGACGAGGCUCGUGCCUUCCGCGGCCUCUUCGAGCGGGCACGCACUCUCAAGAACCAGCAGGACGCCUUCUGUGCUCGCGUGAAGAGCAAGGGUUCGCCAAGUGAUGAGGUCUUCCCGGACGACAUUGAGCUCGAAGCCGUCGUCGACGUGCUGCGCGGCAAGGUCAAGGUGAACACGCACUGCUACACGACCAUCGACCUCGAGGCGUACGUGCGCCACACCAACGAGUUCAAGUUCCCGCUCGCAGCCUUCCACCACGCCCACGAGGCGUACCUGGUGCCCGACCUGCUCAAGCGCACGUACGGCGGCACGCCGGCUGUGGCGCUCUUCAGCCUCAACGGCAACUACAAGGUCGAGGCGAUCGCUGGCUCGCCGUUUGCACCUGCAAUCCUUGCGUCGCACAACAUCACCGUGCAUCUCAAGAGCGACCACCCCGUCACGGACAGCCGGCGCGUGCUGAACCAGGCAGCGCAGGCUGCUCACUACGGCUUCCCCAAUGCACUCACAUCGAUGACCAGCGGCGCGGCGCGCACGCUCGGCCUGGACCACCGCCUUGGCUACGUGCUGCCUAAGUACGACGCAGACGUCGUGCUCUGGGACCGCGCACCGCUCUCGCUCGGCGCCACGCCCGUGCAAGUUGUGAUCGACGGUGUGCCCCAGCUCGACCGGUCUCUUGCCGAGGCCGCCGUCGCGCACCAGGUUAGCCACAUGCCUGGCCCGCCCGCAGCUGACCUCGCAGCUGAGCUUGAGCGCGUCAACGAAAGCGGACCGGACAUCAUCGCGCUGCAGGCCAGCGCGACACCUCUUCCGAUCGACCGAGCCAGCGACGUGACGUUCACGAACGUGAGCGUCGUGUUUGCGCGGACAUCCGGAGGCAAGAUCGAGCGCACCGCCCUGCGCGGCGGCGAGGUGCAGGUGGUGGACGGCAAGAUCGCCUGCGCCGGCAAGGCCUGCGCCAGCAGCCUGUCCAAGUCGCGCAAGAUCGACCUGCGCGGCGGCACCAUCAUUCCGGGCCUGACCACCGUCAGCGGCGACCUCGGCCUCGCAGACAUCACGUCUGAGCCGGACACUAGCGACGGCUUCGCUUCCGCGCGCUCAUCGUUCGCGGCGCUCGUCGGCGACGACGCCAGGCCGCUAGCCCGCGCAGCCGACGUCAUCCAGUGGGGCGGCAACGAUGCACUGCGCACGCACGCCGCCGGCUUCACGAGUGUCGUCUCGGCGCCGCGCUCGCAGGGCUUCGUCUCGGGCUUAUCGACGCGCUGGGCGCCCGGAGCGCUCGAUGCGUGGGAGCACUCGGCGAUCAACGCCUCGGUCGUGGCUCUGCACGCCGAGAUCUCGCAUCUGCAGACGUCACAGGCGAGAUCCGCCCUCUCCGAGGCCGAGCAGAUCGGCCUGCUGCGCGCGCUGCUUCGCUCCGGCAGCGACCGCAUCCAUGCGCACGCUAGCGGCAGCGAUAACGCGGAUGUGUGGCAGCGCGUCGUGCGCGGCGACCUGCCGCUCGUCGUGGCCGCCAGCCGCGCGGAACGGCUCAGUGCGCUAGUGAAGCUGGCACACGAGCAUCCGCACAUGCGUCUGGUGCUCGCCGGUGCCCACGAGGCCGCACACGGAGGCCUGCCGGAGGCCCUGGCGCGCGCCAACGUCGGCGUGCUGCUGCGCCCGCAGACGUGGAACGUCGAGUAUGACGCGCGCCGCGACCUGCCGGGCCCGCCGCUGAGCCGGGACACGACGCUGUCGGUGCUGCGCAAGGCCGGCGUCAAGGUCGGCUUCCAGCUCGAGGAGGCCUGGCAGGCGACCAGCCUGCUCUGGGAUGCUGCCUGGGCUGCUGAGCAGGCUGGCCUCAAGCAGGCGGAGGCCAUCGAGCUAGUCUCGACCAAGUGAGUGCACCUCGCGCGGAAUGACGUCUACCUGGCGCUGACACUCUUCCUCAGCGUCGAGAGCAUGCUCGGCCUGGAGCCGUCGGAGGACUUCGUCGCCUUUGACGGCUCGCCGUUCGAGUACGGCGCCAAGGUCGUCGCCAUCGGCUCGCAGCAGCGCGUGGACCUGAUGCUGUAGGCACGCGCACUAUGGAAAAGCAGGAAUGAUGUACAUUUGGUGACACGGG